GAGCGUGUCUGCGUGUGUUGGAUUUCUUUGUCCACUUCUCGUUCCGAGUCGGAACCGCUCUUUGGACCCGUCCGGAGGAGGAGGAGGAGGAAGAGGAGUUCUCUGCGCGCAUGAGGCGCGCGGUCCGCGGACUGAAGGAGAGAAGCGCGCGGGGACGGGCACGCGCUCCGGCACUGAGGUUUCUACUUCCUGUGACAUCAUCACACCAUGCCUGAGGGGUCGCGGCGUGGCAGCCACAAAUUGCCGAGUAGCACAGCCUCCAAGCGUCCGUCCUCGGUCUCGUCUCUGAGUGGGAUUGUGGGUAGGAUGAUGUCAUCCGGCGAUCGAGGAGCGUCGUCGUCCUCCUGCACCUCGGUCAACACCGUUUGCUCGGACGGCGAGCGUCCCGCCUCCCUGUUGCUGUCCUCCUCUGCCUCUUCCGUCUCCCUGCAGGACGCCUCCCACUCCUCCUCUUCCUCCUCCUCGUCCUCCUCCUCCCUCCCUUAUGGCGCCGUACCGACCUACAACGUCUCCUCCUCAUCGUCGUCUUCCUCCACCCCGAAGAGGAACGGCUCCGACAUCAGCCUCGACCUCACUCCCCUCGUCACCCCUCAUGGAGCAGGAGCUCCUGGAGGAGGAGGUGGUGUUACCAUGGUGACAGGGGGGAGCCAAGCCCCCAACAGACAUGUAACCAACCCUGUGGCUGCGAUGGCGGCGCCCACGCCUCGGCCGCUGUCCAGGCUGGAGAGAGUGAUCCUGGAGAUCGUGGAGACGGAGCAGGCGUACGUCCGAGACCUGAAGAGCAUCGUGGAGGACUACCUGGGCUGCAUCAUCGACUGCGGCGCUCUGGGACUCAAACCGGAGCAGGUCAGCGCUCUGUUCUGCAACAUCGAGGACAUCUACGAGUUCAACAGUGACCUCCUGGAGGACCUGGAGAGGAGGCCCGACGCAGCCGCCAUCGCAGAGUGUUUCGUGGAGAGGAAUGAAUCCUUCGACAUCUACACGCUGUACUGCAUGAACUACCCAAACUCAGUGGCGGUACUGAAGGAAUGCAUGAAAAACGAAACCCUGGUCCGCUUCUUCCAGGAGCGGCAGACCACUCUCAAUCACUCUUUACCCCUGGAGACGUACCUGCUCAAGCCGGUCCAGAGAAUCCUCAAGUACCAUCUGCUCCUCCAGGAGCUCUCCAAGCACUUUGACAAGAACGACCCCGGCUACGAAGUGGUGGAGGACGCCAUCGUCACCAUGACAGCCGUGGCCUGGUACAUCAACGACAUGAAGAGGAAGCAGGAGCACGCCGUGAGGCUGCAGGAGAUCGAGUCCCUGCUGGUGAACUGGACCGGCCCGAACCUCAGCGGGUUCGGAGAACUGGUCCUGGAGGGUUCCUUCAAGGUCCAGAGGGUGAAGAAGGAGCGGGCCUUCUUCCUGUUUGACAAGAUGCUGCUGAUCACCAAGAAGCGUCUGGAGCAGUUCGUCUACAGCACGCACAUCUUUUGCUGUCAUCUGAUGCUUGUGGAGGUUCUGAAGGACUCGCUAUGCUUCAAGGUGUCGGACCGGACCAUCCCCAAACAGCAGCACGUGGUGCAGGCCAAGAACCAGGAGGAGAAGCGGCUGUGGGUCCACUACCUCAAGAGGCUGAUCGUGGAGAACCACCCGGCGUCCCUCCCUCAGAAGGCGAGGCAGGUCCUGGGAGACAGCUGCUGUCAGACGCCUCAGUUCAAUCAGGAGAACCUGAAGAACUCGCUGACAUCGCCGAGACUGGACGACUUCCACGGCUACCACAGGGGGCGCCGUCAGUCAGAACCUCAGGAGCUGCUGCUCUACACACCAGAGAAGUCCAGGAAGAGUCUGCCGCUGCUGCUGGAGGGAAACCUGCCGUGCAGACGAACACGGAGGCAGUCAGCUCCUGCUAAAGACAUCGAGGCGGCGUUCCAGUCCAACGCUUUGACGCAGGCCGGCAGCGAGGGCGAGCUGCACCACACCGACGGUCUGGGCUCUGCAGGAAGCAGCAGCACGCUGGCGUCCUCCGUGAUUGAGGUGGAGCCCGAAAAGGAGGAACAGGGACAGCUGCUCGGCGGCCAGCAGGGGGAGGAGAAGGACGAUGAGGAGGAGUUCCGCCCCCUCAGUCCUCCGCCCACUCUGUCCAUCACGGAGGAGAUCCUGGAGUUCAUCAACCAGAGCCGAGCCAGGGAGGGCCUGGACGCCAUCCCCUGCAGCUCAGCGAAGCCAGAGGAGGCGGAGCCACAGUCGGAUCAGACCAACUUCACCUGUCCGCUGCCGCCUGUUGCCUUCUGCCCGGAACCAGGACUCGAUCCGUUGCAGCAGCAGAUGGAGACGGAAAACCGACCCACGGGAGACGAGACAGACGCUGGAGAAGUCCAAGAAAAUUCCGAUUUAUCCGCUCAGGAAACAAGCAGGCCGACAGAAGGAGAGGAGGGAAGUGACUCACCCACAACGGCAAAUCUUCAUCCUCUCAUUGACACAAAAACUCAGACGAGUGUUUCAGAUGAAGGGAAUGUCGACGCCUCCACCCCCCAGAGUCAAGAGCUCCUGCAGCCCCCCAUGGAGACAGGACUCCCACCUCAAAGAGGCUCCAAGAAGGACAAGAGGAUCAUUGAGAAGAUCAGGAAUUACUACGAGGCUGCUGCCGAGGCAGACGAGGAGGACGAGGAAGAAGAAGAGGAGGUGAAAGAAGGAGUCGGCAGGAGGAGAAACAGUUUCUCCCAAAUCCCGUCUGGCUUGGUGAAGGAGUCCGUGUCCCGCUUUACCACGGCUGGACAGCAGGGGGAGCCGGAGAGCAGAGCGCCCAAGCUCCCACCGCACGCGGAGAGUAACGAAGAGGUGGAAAAACCAGACGUCUCUGAGGAUCCACCAGAACCGGAGGUCUGUGAUGAAACUCGAGGAGAGGAGAUCCAGUCCCAACCAGAUCAGAACCAGCCGACGAGAGAGGAGACAGAGAUUCAGGACCAAAGUGGGUUCGACAGAUGUACUGAGAAACGGGGCGAAGGGGAGAAAACCCUCCAGUCAGAGGAGGAGGAGAGUCCGAGUGUUCCUGAGCAGAACCAGGACCAAGGACAGAACCAUCUUGAUCAUGAGUCCAGUCAAGCAGAACCGAACCAAAACCAGACUGAACCUUCUCUUAUGGCGUCAUGUCAAAACAACGACCUGAAAGCCCAGUCUGCAAGAACCAGAACCAGAGAGCAGGCUGGUACCAGUGACAGCCGAGAGGCUCCGUCCAGCCGGGUGAAAGUGGGCCGGUGGUCCCGCCAUUCCCGGAUCGUCACGGCAAACAGAGCCUUGUUUGAAGGCAUGGCGUCAGACGUGGCUGGAAUCGGGCUGUUCGAGGUCAACCCGGUGGCAGACCCGGUCCUUAUCGAGAACUCUGAGCGGAUCUUGAACAAGGUCCAUACUCUGGCCCGGAUGUACAGUGCCAAAGCCAGCACCAUGAAGGUGCCGCUGCAUCAGAAACGGGCCAGCACGGCGCAACACCAGUCCUGGGGCUCAGCAAGGCUGUCGGGACCGCCUCUCCAGGACCAAAGCAAAAGACAGACACAAACCGUGCCUUUGGGCACGGACCGGUCCAACUCAACACAUGGAAUUUGUACUGUCUCUGAAAGCAAAGUAGAUCAUGAGGAGAUCUCACCAAAGCCAACAGAUCAAAGUGGGACCGACACUCAGGACCAAACCCAACCAGUGGUCCAGCAGAACCCAGAAGUUCAUCAGCAGAAGAUGGAACCAGCAUGGAGCCAGACAGACGCCCUCCAGCCUCCACCUGUCACCCUCCCAACACCCACCUCUCCCCGUCGGACAAACGGCGUUCGCCUCUGCAGACCCAGGAGGUUCCUCUGUCCCGGGACCAAAGAUCCAGACUGUGGACUGAGCUGCAGUCCAGCUGAAGACAGCCAGACUUCCACCGUGACCAGAGAACCCUCAUCUCCUCCAAUGAGCCACCGGUCACUCACUUCUACACAGGCUGAAUCCACAAGUCAGUCCAGAGAUCCACCUGGAGAUCAGGGAUCCACUUCCUCUACCAGAACUUCUCCUGUGAGACCGGAUCUCAGAAGCCCAGAGGUCAGAGAUUCUUCUGCAGCUGCAGCUCAGAAAGACGAAGGGUUGGAGAACGAUGAAGGACUGUCGGUUGAUCCAAUCAAACAGAACUUGACUUCUGAAAACAUCUCGACCCAACAAGCAAACUCAAGCUCAUCUGCUGGCAGCACGCCACAUCCCCCUACGAAGGACGGGGACAGUGAGAACUUAAAGGUGGAUUUAGCAGCCGUCCAAUGGGUCCAAAAGGUACCAGAUGACACCGAACACAGCGCUGAAGAAGGUCCUUCAGGAGGUCCAGAGAUGGUGACGUCUGCUCAGAAUCUACAGCCACCAUACGCUCAGCUGAGACCGGCUGGAGCAAACGGCCAAUCGGAAAGCCAGGAAGGAGACAAAGUUCAUCCGUCUCCCCUGAGUCCACCUUCACCUGUGACCUCUGACCCCUCACAGCCACACUGUCUUCAAGAGACCGUCCAGGAUCCUGAUGAGGCACCGAGUCCAUGGACCGUCGCUCCGACGUCAGAGUCCAUCCAGCCCCGCCCCCCGGCUGUGGACUGCCUCCCAACGUUCACCAGCCAGAGGCCGACCGACCUGCCAGCCACUCUGAGCCGACGGGCCUCAUCCGACCGCUGGAACGCCGCCGCCGUCUGUGACCACAGAACAAUCUCCGCCAGGACUCCUCCUACUGCCGCCUUCUGUUCCCAAACGUGUCCAGGAGGUGCUGCAUCUCCGAACCCUUCGGCUUUCAAGUCCUCCUCUCCUCUGAAAGCUCCUCCCUGCUCCUCUCUCCGAUCCCCUCCUCCUUCCUACUCCUCCGGACGGUCUUCCUCGUCCGGCGCCUUACCGUCUCCCACGCCGUCCUCCCCCGUCUCCGCCUUCACCCGGUCGUUAGCUGCCUCCUGCAUCAGUCAGUCCAUCAGCCAGAGCAUGGCAAAGUCCGGCUCCUCUCAGCAGGAAGCCCCGCCCAUCACUCCAAGCCCCUCCUCCACCCCUCUCCUGCGCCUCCGGUCCCCGUCCCCCAACCUCCCUGCCUCCCAGCGAGGAACCGGCACCCCCGGGUUCACCCCGUUAGAGGAAAUGCAGCAUCAUUCAUCAGGCUCCGCCCCUUCCCCCACCCUGGCGUCCCACCAGCGUCUCUGCAGCUCCUCCCCUCGCCCCUCCUUCCUCCACUCCCGGCCCACUUCCUCAAACAACAACAACAACAACAACAUGGUUGGAUUCUACUCCCCGAAGGCGUCCCUUUCCAAUGGCGCGUUGGGCGCCGCUGCCCCCCCCUCGCCGUCCUUCAACCGCGUGGCUCGACCGUUUUCUGCGUCGGAGCCGAGCUCCCGGGUUCAGUCUCCGUCGCCUUCGCCUUGUCCUGUUUCGUUCCGCCGCCUCUGCUCGCCGCCCCCUCAGCACGAUUUCUCCUCCCCACUGUCAAACAAGCCCCCCCACCCCCGCGGCGCCAGAGGUUUGGGUCCAGGUUCCCAUCAUCCUUCAGGUCUGACUUUGGAGCUGUUUGGGACCGGCUCCUCCUCAGCAACCUCAGCUCUGGGGAGUCCCCGGAUUCUCUCCCCCCCUCCCAUUGGAGUUUCCGUUUGGACCAAUAACGUGGCGGCGCCAACGCCGAGGAAUCCCCGGAUCACCUCCCCCUCCUUCUCCUCAGACGGAUCUCCGUUCCCGCCGUUCGUCCAGAUGAGUUCCUCCCUUUCCGGGUCCUGUCCUCCUGCGGCGCCGCUCCUUUGCAGAUCCUUCUCCUCCACCCUCGCCGACAGACCCCCCUGUCCCUCCGGCGGGCCGGGGCGCUCGUGGGCGGACGGCGGCAGACGGUCCUACAGCGUUACCGGGAGCAGCAGGGCGUCCUUCGACCAGCAGGAGGCGCUGAGCCCGAUGAGCGAGUGGUCGUCCCGCAGCAGCUCCCCCUCUGGCCUUCAGUCGCCCAGCAGGUUCCCCCCCCAGAGGGGCGUCCACGGCGGCCAGCACUUCACCAGCGUCCCGUGGCCGGAUGUUCAGGAGCUUUACUGCAAAUACGUCGGGGCGGAGCGCCAGCAAAGCCCCGCCUCUCCAGCCCCGUCAGACAGCCAAUGGGGAGAGCCGGAGCUGGAGGAGGGAAGCUGUCGCAGUCAGCUGAUCUGCGCGUAUGUCGCCCGGCCCCCCCCGGAGCCUCAGGUCCACAUGACCCCCUGCAGUCCCGCCAGGGCGCCCCCCGUGACUCCUCCCUCUGCUGCCAAACAGAAGGCCAGCUACGCCACCACAGUCAACCUCCAGAUCGCCGGCAGUGGGCGGAUCACUUCCUACAGCUCCGCCCAGGUCAGCCUGACCCAGACCCUGCAGGGCGGGGCCGGUUCUGGAGGGCCGGCGCCGGGACAGUCCAGGAGGAGGGUCAGCAUCAACGGACUCCUGCCGGGGGCUCAGAGCUAGAACUGAACGGACCUCAAGUCCAGCACAUCCAGAGCUGAACAGCUGCUGGUUCCGAUCCAUGAAGGUUCUGGAGACGUUUGAAAUAGAAAACCCACAAGGGUUCUACUUUAUGUCCCUUUAAAUCCAUGCAGAUGUUGUAAAAACAGAAAACGAUGAAAAAAUGUGAUGUUUUUAGAAAAAUAUAAACAUCUGGAUGUGAUCGGAUCCAGUUCUGAAGACAGAACUCUGCAGAAAAGUUCUUCCUGGUCGACCCGCUGAAGGUCCAGGAAAGAACAGCUGUUUGUAUUUACGCUCCGUUAUUGAUGUUGGAAGUCAUGUGUCCAAACUGAGCUCUUUAAUAAUCCUCCUUUUAUUUUAUUGAUUAUUUAUGAAGUGAUUUUGUGGCACUUAGAGUCCGGUUGGUGUUUUUGCACAGCGUCCUGAUGCUCUGAAUGUGUUUAUGUGAAACAACGCGUCCGGAGAGUCCUCUCUCCAGACAAAGCUCACGCCGUUUCUCAUGUACGGAGAAAUCUUUUAAUGUUCUUCACAAACGCUUUCCUCUACAACAAAAAAAUGAUUUUCUUUUGUUCCCGGUGUGUCAAAGACAGAAGUUUCUGCAGGUGCUGGUACCAAACUCAGAGAACUCGAUGGAAGAAGAAACCUUGAUCAACUCCGUUAGCUCCAUAAAGAAAUAAAAAA
Messenger RNA from Oryzias melastigma (Indian medaka), 7104 nucleotides. RefSeq names its product pleckstrin homology domain containing, family G (with RhoGef domain) member 2 (gene plekhg2). NCBI's taxonomy places the organism in Eukaryota, Metazoa, Chordata, Actinopteri, Beloniformes, Adrianichthyidae. Gene Ontology annotation, molecular function: guanyl-nucleotide exchange factor activity. The coding region runs from base 208 to 6426 and encodes 2072 amino acids. The record is from RefSeq and is a predicted model, not a curated record. The transcript is spliced from 22 exons.